This is a messenger RNA of Cinara cedri, 13445 nucleotides long. The record is from the annotation of a GenBank genome assembly. Lineage: Eukaryota; Metazoa; Arthropoda; Insecta; Hemiptera; Aphididae.
AAAUCCACAAAGCUAUAUCUUAAAUGUAAACAUAAUAUUAUCAAAUAUGGAAAUACAAAAUCCAAACAUAGAUAAAUUUAUGAAAAUUUAAUUUUUUUCACGAUUAAUUUGUGUCUGUUACUCAGUGGUCAAAACAAACUAACUUUGCAACUUUGCAAUGGAAAACUUGGAUAAGCACUUAGUAGAUUUUGACUGGAAAUUGAAGGUAAACUAUUGAUUUUUUUUGUUGAUUGUAAAAUGAGCAAUUUUUUUAAAAACAUUUCCUGUUCAAAUGAUGGUUUUAUUUCAAAGAUUUCUAAUACGCCAAUAUAUCUUUCGUUCUGUUAGUUUUGUAAAUCCCAUCGUUAAUUAUAAUCUAAAACCCCGAUUAAUACCUGAAAUCAUGAAACUCGAACAUUCACAGUAUAGUUUUAUAUUCUCUCCUCAACUUACCACGGUGUUAAAUAUAUUCGACAAAUACAAAUACGAAGUCAGAUUAUGCGGAGGAGCAGUGCGCGAUAUACUUUUGGGUAAAACACCUACUGAUCUGGAUUUUGCUACUACAGCUACUCCUGACGAAAUGGUAGAAAUAUUAGAAAAAGAAAAUAUUAGACUAGUCAAUAAAGGUGGGUUGAAACAUGGAACUGUAACUUCUCAUGUUGAUGGCGUUAACUUCGAAAUUACUACACUGAGAAUCGAUGUUGUCACCGAUGGCCGUCAUGCCGAUGUUGAAUUCACUAAAGAUUGGAAAUUAGAUGCUGGUCGUCGAGAUUUAACGGUUAAUUCCAUGUUCUUGGGGAUGGAUGGCACUGUAUAUGAUUAUUUUAAUGGAUAUGAAGACUUGAAGAAACGUCAAAUACGAUUUGUUGGCGAUGCUAAACAACGUAUAUCUGAGGAUUAUUUAAGAAUUCUACGGUAUUUUAGAUUUUAUGGCCGUUUAGCUAGUGCACCUGAUCUUCAUGAUGAAUAUAUACUUGAAUCAAUACGAGAAAAAGGUAGUGGACUAAAACAAAUAUCUGGAGAACGGAUUUGGUCUGAACUCAGUAAAAUUUUGGAAGGGACUUUUGGCCCAGAACUUAUGAAAACCAUUUUAAAUUUAGGUCUUGGUUCAUAUAUUGGUCUUCCUGAACAACCUAAUGUGGAUGAGUUUGACAAUAUUAUUAAUCGAAGCAAGGGUUUAAAAUUAAAUCCAAUUACAAUGUUAAUAGCAUUCUUAAAAGAUUCACAAGAUAUGAUUGAAUUUAAUAAUAGAUUGAAGUUUCGCGUAUUUGAUAGAGACUUAGGGCUGUUUUUAAUUGAGUCUAGACAUGAAAAAUGGACUUUAGAUAGAGUGAAAAAAUAUAAAAUCAAAAUUAUACAAAAUCCUACCAAACAAGAUGCUUUGAAAACCUAUAUUGCACAGUUAUUGAUGUAUAACAAUGAAAGAAUAAUUCUUGAAGAAUUUAAACAAUGGACACCAUUAAAGUUUCCUAUUACAGGUAACAUAAUCAAAAAUCACGGUGUGACUGGAAAGAAAGUUGGACUUAUUAUGAGAAAACUUAUUGAAUAUUGGGCUGAUGAUGAUUUCAAAACGAAUGUCGAUGAAUUAAUUAGUUUAAUACCUAAAGCUGAAAUUGAAUUGAGCAAAGAUUUUAGAUAAAUGUACAUUCAAUUAUUUUUCCGUUGUUUUAUUACAUCUAAUGUAAAUAUUGCUCUAAUUUUUUUUUUUUAUUAAAAUAAAAAAAUAUAGUAAUUAUAUUUAUGAGAAUUUACAUUUAAUGACCUCAGUGUAUUUUUUUUCUCCUUAUUAAGAAAACCUUUAAUAUUCCUUAAAUAUUAAAAAUAAUUGUAGUUUCAUGUUAGUUUACCUACAAACUUUAUAUUUGAUUUUUUAGUAACUAAUACACUACUUUAUUUUACCUGUCAUAUAGUACUAUAGUUAAUAAGGUUUAAUUUAUCUUAUUAAAUUAUUUGUAGAUUUGUAAGAAAUAAAAUUAUAGAAUUGUAUAAUAUUAUACAAAUUUUAUUAAAUUGAAGUUAUAAUUUAGGUAGGUACUUAAAAUAAUUAUUUAUCUAUUUGAGCAAUAAAUAUUUAAAAAUUUUCUUUUUAGUAUAUAAUGGGGAGCAGUUCAUUAAGCAAACUUGAAGAACCGUUACUACAAGUUGUAUUACAUUUGAAGGAAGGACCUAGGUCAACAAACAUGGAAAAUCCUGAAUUUUUUAAAAAGGUUUUUUGGGAAUUUUCUAAAGAAGAACUUUUAUUAUUUAUAGAAAAACUUAAACAGUCUUUAUAAGUAAUAUUAUGCAAUAAUAAAUGUUUAUAUCAUAAACUAAAAACAAGUUAUUGAAAAUAAUUUAAAUCACAACAUUUUGAUAUGGGUCAUAUAAAUUCUAUUCCUUCAUAUUUAUGAUUGGCUACUUUAAUUUCUGGCAGUAUAAUUGUUCCAUCGAUUUUAAAUGCUGUAAUGUAACUAGCAGUUAUAGAUCCAACUUCUUCAGACUUGAGUGCUACAAUAAUUUUAUCAUUUGUGCCGGGUAGGAAUUUAAAACUAGAAUAUCCAUGGGUAGGUACUAUUUUACCAAUAUGUACCACCUAUUUAACAAAUAAAAUUGUAUUAAAAUAUGAUUAUAUUAUACACUCGUAAACACUAUAUCAUUAUAAUAAAUUACCUUUAUAUUGUUAAAGUUACCAUCAGCUGAUAUUAAUAUAUUUGUAGCCAUAUACUCGUCGGUAUUUUCAUCAUACCGUUUAUUUGAACUUCUACGCGGUAAAAAGAACCAUCGUUUAUGUAUUUGACUCCAUGCACACGACUCGUGUAUCAUGUAUCCAGGAAAUUGUAUAUUUACUGCUUUACGAAUGGCAAUAUAGUUGUCUGUCCAAUUAACAUGAGUAACAUGACCAAAUUUAUUUAUUACUUUUACCCACAUUGGAUUAUAAUUAACAAAUUCUCCUGAUGAUGUGGUCCAUUCUUUACCCAUGCUACCUAUAUAUAAAUCUGAGUUAUGUAUAGUUGCCCAUUCGCUUUUAAAUCCUGAAAAAACAAUGUUAGCUAGAUUAUUAUAGCAGACACGUAUACAAUGGAGGGAUUCGCUCCCCUCCCCCCAAAAUAUUUUCUUAUAUACAUACUAGGACUAUGGAAUGCAAUAUAAUUAUUAAUUUUUAGAAGUCUACUGUUGUCCUACUUUUAGAAGUAUGGGAAAUACCCCCUAAAGAAUAAUGUUCUUAUUUUUGUUUAUAGAUUGUUAUAUCAUAACAAAUAAAUUAUUCUUUUUCUGCUACAGAGUUGUUUUCAAAGAUAUAUUCUACCUUAAUCUACUUAUUUACUUAAUAAUAGCUCAGGCUAUUAAAAAGACAAAUUUAUAAAAAAAAAACCUAUUGCAAUAUAUAUUUGAAUAUAUAUAUAUUAACCAUUUCAUAUGAAUAGAUACACAAAUAGCACAAGUAGUAGGAAGAAGUGUGAACCUAUAUGAAUAUUAAACAAAUAUUUAUAUGAACACAACAAAUAGGUAAUAUGAAAUACAAAUUUCACCUUUAAAAUCAGUUCCAUUGCCAUCCAUAAGUAUAAUCCAAGGUAAAACGGUGUCAUCUUUACCAAUACUAUAAACUAUACCAGUUCGAUCAUCAAACGAAUAAAUUUUGCCAUUGAAUGUGACCAAUUCUGAAAGUUCCAUUCCUCGACCACCCAUAGAUAUAGAAGAUUUCAAUAUUUUAGGCUCGUUGUCAUCCCAGAGUAGUUCUAUAGAAUUGCUACUGGAGAACCAAGUAAGAUAUCCCUUUUUAUAGUAACUGUACCACAUGUUUUUCUCAGUCUGACUUUUAGAAGCUUUGUCUAAGUCACUAACAAUUGCAAUACGGUACUUUAUACCCACAUUUUCAAUAUGAAUUGGUGAAGACAAUGGAUAGUUUGAUUUGGUGUUUAAUUUAUACACAAAUUGAUCAGAUGGCCGAUUAAAUCCAUAACUAACAAGUUUUGGCGCUGUAUAUGUUAUAUUAUACAAAACUACUAAGAAGAGAAUACCAAUUAAUGAAACUAGAAUAACAAAAUGUGUUUGAAAGCGUAUAGUGGAAUUUGAAAUGCGAUACGCUUGAGAUGAACUCAAAGAUUGACGGAGUUCUUUCAACAUUUUUGUGUUAUGGUCUGAACUUUUUACAUCAUUUAAAUUGAGCACUAUCUAAAAAUUAAAUUUAAGAAAGGUUGAUGAAUUUCUUCUAAUAUAUAACAUCAAAAUAACUACUUACACUACUAUUCAUCUUUUACAAUUAUCAAAAAGGUAAUGUUUACAUUAUUAACAAAAUAUUUACAAAAUUAGGAUCCAUAUGCAUAGUUAUUUAAUGUUAUAAACAAAUCGACAUAUUAAUUAUGAGAUUAUUUCAAAAAUUUGAGAGAAAACCAAUGAACUUAAUUAACUUUUUAUUGAAUAAUAAUGUUAUAAAAAAUUUUAUAAUUAUCUUUAUAAUUUAUAACAUGUUAUAUUGUUAUCUAUUAAAUAUAAAUGUGUACGUCAAAUUGUGAUAAAGAAAUAUGUCGAUUUCAGUGUGGCCAAAUAAGAUAUUUUAAGAAUCCACUAAAUUUCAAUAUAUUAUCUACUAUUUUUUUUUUAUCAGUUAAUGUCUGCAAUAUUUUCCUGUCGUGUUCACUUAUAGUAUUAGAAGCAUUGGCAAAAAGUCGGUUUUGUUGUUUGCUUAGUAUUUUCAAUUUUUAGUUAUUCGACUAACAAUUUUAAAUCGCACCACAUAUUCCCAUGUAUGUUAGCAGUAUACUCUUCAUAGAAAAAUGUCUAACAAUGACAGUAAUGGAAGUUCGUCGUCUGGUAAGUAAUGUUAUGUAAACAUUUUUUGUAUAGAUAUGUCUGUAAGUACUAUGUCAUUAUAUCACUAUAUAAACAUUUUUAUUUUAUUUGGUUUUUAGGUACAGCAAGACCAUCUCUUCCUCAGUUAGGCAUGCGCCAAGAUGUUGUGGCAACAGGUAUCUAUAUUACUACCUAUUAGUUUAGUGGAACUCAUUUUAUUUAGUAUAUAUCUAUUUAUUUUUAGAAAAAAAAAGACAAUUAAAACUAGCUAUAGAUCCAUCUGGUUCCCCAUUUGGAUUCAAUUCUCCAAUACCCACUCUACAAUCAUUAAGGUAAAUUAUUACAAUUUUACUUAAAAAUUAUUUUGUAUAAUAUAAGCUAUUAUCUUAUCUACCUAUAGACAGAAAUUGUUUUCAUAUUUUUAAGUAAAAAUAGUUUUGGUUUAAAUAACUUAAAUAACUUGUUUUUUCUCUAAAAACACUUUAUGAUUAAAUAAGAUUUGUUUCAAUGUUAGAUUUACCCAUAUGUAUAAAAAAAAUUAGUAAACUAAAGUACAUUAUUUAAUGAACUUUAUUAUUUAAUUUCUCUCUGUACAUAAAAAUAUAUCAUUACUAACAACUAAACAUAAAUCUAAGGAAGUUCAAGUAAAAUGUUUUGAAAUGCUGUGAUUUUUAAGAUUUUUCAUUUUAAUUAGAACUUCCAACAUUUAUAAAAAAAAAAAAACUGUAAUAAUAGGCUCCCUUUCUUUAAAAAAAAAAGAACUAUGUACAGCAACAGAUCUCAUCUAAAAUUUACAAAUAUUUCUACUUGGACAAAACAAUUUGUAACUAAAACAAAAAAAACAUGUAGCACAUAUUGUAAAACUAAUAUAUUCCUCUCUGUGCUUAGAAUACAAAGUAUGUAUUUUAAGUUUAUAAAAUGUUUUAAUAUUAUGUUAACUUCAUAUAAACUAUCAAAUUUUUUAAAUAAUUGUUUAGAUGUGAAGAAGAUAGUAAAUGCAAUGGAUUGACACCAAAACAACCAAAUUUACAAAGGGUACGGUUGCCUAAUACUGAAGCAAUGAGUGAAAAGUCGUCUAGGUAUGUUAAUCACUUAUUUUUACAUUGAAUAUAUUUUAUUACUAAAUAUAUAAAUAUAAUGAAAAACAUGCAAUAAGUAGAAAUAUAUAAGUUACUUAAAAUAAUUAAUUAAUACACUAUUUUGGGGCCCUGAAAAAAUUUAGAGUUGUUGGCGUAAUUUAAACAUAGACUUAUACAUCUAGACAUAAAAACACAUUCCGGUGGGUGGAAUUUCAUUUCAAGGACAGAAACACAUGAGAUAAUAAAUAGAGUGUUUUAAUUGGUUGUCGUCAAAGUGAAAAUUUUAUAUUUUGCACUAGACUUUAUAUCAGUUUAUCUCUAGAUCCGUUCAGACUGACCACGCCUCUCAGUGCUCAGAGUGUAUGUUCCGUCUAAAUGUAUAAGUCUAUAAACAUAAAUAUAAACUCAAAAUUAAUCUCCAUGAAACAUGCAACUAUAGUAUAUAAUUUAUAGUUUUAAUGUAGUUUGGAAUUCCAGUACUUGUCCAAUAUGCUAUGUAGAAGGAAGAUGAGUAAUAUUAAAGGAAACUAAGGAGCAGUUAUAAUGUGAAGGAACUCUAAAAUUAAUAUUAAUGAGUAGAGAAGGAGAAUCAAUUUUAUUGGAUAUGAGCUUGGAAAGGAAGCAUAGGUUAAGGCCUUCAUCGUUAAAUAGUAUUAGAUAGCUAAUAACAUAAAUAACAUAAACAUACUUUUCAAAUAAAAUGUAUCUUUGUUCAAUCUUUUAAUAUUAAAUUGCCAAUUUAUUGGUUUAAUUUUAUUCAUUUUAGAUAAGUAACAUAUAUUUUACACUUUAUAAAUGAGAUACUUUUUUUUGUGAAAUGUAUACUUAAAAGUUAAUUCUGUGUAAUUAAUUUUAUAAUUUUAAUGUCUAAAAUAAAAGGGUCAAUACAUGAGGUUUUCAAUUUAAAUUAUAUUUAUAUUAUAUGUAUUACAUAAUUUGUUUGUUAUCAUUAAAUUAUAUAUUUUAUAUAUAUAUAUAAAUAUAUUAUUGUGGUGAUAAUAUUGUAUACAUUUGUCCCGCAUUUUGUAUACCUAUCUAAAACUCAUGUAUUAAUGACAUUGUGUCUACUACUGAAUUAUAAUUAUACUGAAAAACUAAAAAUAUCAAUUAUAUACUUAUUAUAUACAGAUACCUUAUGUAUUAUUAUAACUUUGCAGAUUUGUUAAAUUUGUUAACACUACACUCAAAUGUGUUGUGAAAUCUCUGUCUUACAAAUAAAUGGCAUACUAAAUUUAUGUACACAUUUUAUUCUAUGAAAGAAGAAAUUUGUAGCUUAACAAAUACUGUCCAAGUUCACGCAGUCAUUUGAACAGUAUGCUGUCACUCAAAAUAUUUGAGUAGGGAAAAUAAUGCCUUGAGAUAUUAAACACUAUUAGUCACAUGUGCAAAACUAGUUCCUUCUUUUGUGGAGUGGAAUAUAGCAGAACUAAUUUUGUACUCUUGGUUUUAAUAUUAGAGUGAAUUGACUUAUUGCCAAACGUAAGAUAACAACAUUAUCUUUGUUUAUACGUUCAUUUUUGUGAUAUUUUUGUUCUUUUAACCUACCACAUACUAAGAUAUCCCAAGACCAUAUUAUUUUUCUAAUAAUGAAACCUACAAUGAGUAAGGCACACCAAUAUUAAUUUUAUAUGGAUGAUUUUAACUGUAAAAAUAAUAUUUUAACCAUUGAAAAUUUUUAAAUUUCUUUUCUUUUAUGAAUAUUGAUUGAUUCAAAUUUAAAAAUGUACUGGGUGAUAAAUUUAAGUGAGUACAUUCUCACCAAAUGUAUGCUAUUAAACUUGUCAAUAACUAAUGAGCUGAGACCUACUUUUUAUAUGUUAUUUAGACUUAUAAUUAUAUGAAAUAAUUAAUAAAAAUCUGAAAUUUAAAUAUUUAAAAGUAGUUGAAAACUGUAUUUCUUAACAUAUAAUAUACAUUAUACAUAUUUGUAAAUACUUAUAUAUAUAUAUAUAUAUAUAUAAUUUUAAUUGAUGAUCAUUAUGAUUUUUUAAUUUAACUAUUCAUAUGUGGCAUAUAUUUAUUUUGUUAUUGAAUCUAAUUCAACUAAUUUUAUAAAUAAUCAUUUUAGAUUUUGAGUGGAGCAAAGAAUGUAUUGGUUUUACAAAGAUGUAUUUUUUUAUGUGAACACUUUUUCUACCAGAAAGAUUACUCCAAUGUAUGAUGUAGACAAUUUUCGUUAAGUGGUACUUUAGGUCAUUUUUUGAUUUUCUCAUCAAAUGUGAAAAGCCAAAGAAAAAACAGGAAAAUGUACAAAAUAUAUUCGUAAAAUAUUAUGAUUUUUUUUUUCUGUAAACAACUUUUCUACCAGCAAUUUUGCUCCAAUUUACAAUGAUAGAAAUUUGCUUUUCUGAAAGCAAAUCUGACUGGGAAGAUCCUUUAGGGGGGCCAUUUUUUUCGAUUUUACCAUAAUAUGGUAUAUAUAUUGUUGACAAAGCAUCACUAUCAACUGAACUCCGCUCAGAAUCGUUUUUAGUAAUCAAUGGUUUAUCAUUACUUACAGAUACAAAUUGAUUGCACCUCUCUCCAUUAUCCUGGGAUAGCUUUUUUCAAACUAAAUGCAAUAUAUUUUCAAAUGUUAAUAUAAUUAAAUUUUUAUUUUAAUGUAAUUAAACAAAUCAAAUUUAUAUGAUUUUGUUUUUAAAAAUACAUGUUAGGAUAAACCUAUACACAUAGUACAUAUAUAUAUGUACAUACAUAUAAUUAUAAUAUAACUAAAAUAGUUCUAUGCUUACGGAUUGCAGCCUUGGUAAAUUGGGAUAGUUUUAACUUAUUCAAAUGAUCAUAAAAACAUUGUUAUGUUAAAUAAAAAAAAUAUUAUUUACACAAAUAUUAAUAAUUGUUCAAAAUACAUUAAUAUAAAGCUUAUUAUUAAAUUUUUAUUAUAAAAGUAUUUUUUUUAUGCAUAUAGAUACAGAUCCGUUGAACGUAUUAAAUUACGGUAAGUCGGUAAGCAAAAUAAUAAAAGGUUUUUUCUAAUAUUAUUUGUUUAUAAAGCCCAUACAAUUUUAAAUUAAUUAAAUAAUUAACUCAAUUAAUUUUGAUUUAUUUACUUAUUUUAUAACUAAUCAUUUCAUAUUGAAACUAAUCUUGAGAUUUAAAAUGUAACUUAUUAAAUACAAAUUUUAGAACUAAUAUAAUUAUCAAGGCUCAGAAUGAAAUGCUUACAAAUAUUGAAAUAUAUAUAUAUUUAAAAAAAAAAACAAAAUAUGCAGUAUAAUAUACAGUAAAAACUAAAAAAAAAUAUAUAAAAUAAUUGAUAAUAUAAUAUUUAAAGGGAACAAGUGUUAUUUUAAAUGUGUUUGUCAUUUACCUAUUUAGGUUAUAUCAAACUUUUGUCUUCUUGAAUGAAGUUUAAAAAUUGCAUACUGUAGAGUAAUUUAUCUUUCCAAAUUUUCGGCAUUUAAUAUAUAAAUCAUCAUUUUUCUUAAAAUUUAAUUUAACAAAAUUAUAUAUUAUUUGUAUAUAAUAUAUAUUUAUAUUUUUUUAACAUGGGUAUUAUUAUAUAAAAAAAAAAAAAAAACAAUUUUAUCAAACCAAUAGUUAAAUAUGUAUUUUUAAAACAAAUAUGAAAAUGUCUAUAGUUCCGAGCCUUGAUAAUAUUACUAAUUGAACAUAUUAUACGUAAAAAAUGUAUUACAAUUAAAUAAAUCUGAUAUAACAAAGAUUAUAUUUACAUAAUACUGAGUGAUUGAAUGCUUAACGAAUAAAUUUAUGUAAAUAUUUUUUACUAAACAAAAAAAAUCCACAUCUUUUAAGGUACAACAUGAAUCAAUAAUGGAUCAUUUUUUUCCAAAAAAGUGUAUUCUGAGAAAAUUAUCUUUGUAAACCAUCUAAGUAAAACUAAUAGGUUCUUUGCUACACUCAAUAUCUAAAAUGUAAUUUUAAAUUAUUAUAAUAUUUUUAAUAUGGUGAUAAUUUUAAACUAAAUUAAUUAAAAGUGUUUUGCUUACAGCAAGUAUAACCUAUUGGUUAUAAUAACAUAUCAUUUGUGUUAUAUAUAAGUAUUUUUACUCCAUAAAUACAAUGUAAAAUUUGUGCUAGUUUUUACUUUUUAAAAAUACAAUAGACUACCCAACUAUUUAUUUUAGUUGACUAUUAAAGCAGUUUGGUAUAUUCCUCAAUUCUGUUAAUUUUGUUAUUAUCAAAAAAUCUGUUAAGAGGAUCAAAAGCAGUGAUUGUUUGUAUUUGUCUUACACACGUGUAACAUAAGAAUUUAAAUGCAUGUACCGAUUGAUGCAGUGAAGCAAACAUUUUAAAACAGAUUUGAAUUAUUUGUCGAGUCUACUUGAAGUUCAUUUUUCCACAUUUUUGAUUUUAUCCCUCUUGAAUCUCAAAAUAAGUCAUAAUAAAAAAAGGACUAAUUUUAAAAAAAAAAAUUUGAAAGUUGAUGUCAAGAAGACUUGACAAAUAAUUCAAAUCUACUUUCAGAAUUUGUUUCACUUCACUAGACUGUUCAGUAUGCUGGAAUUAGAACAUGUCUAUAUUUCUAUGUUACACGUGUGUCAAAGACAGAAAAUAAUCGCUUCCAUCUCCUUAAGUCUAAAAAAAUUGUAUACUAAUUUAAAAUGUUUGGAUAUAAUGAAAUACUAAAUUUAUAUAAUGAUUUUUGCCAUUAAAAUAUAAUAAUAUAUUAUUUUAGAGUUAUUAUAAAUAAUAAACUAAAUAAAUAUUAAGCUAUAACAAACCCAUUUGAACUAGCAUUAUCAUUUACUAGAUUGAUGAUGAAUAUGUACUAAUAAUUCAAAAUUAAAUUUACAUAUCUUUAUUAGUAUUUUUUUUUUUUUUUUUUAGGGAAAGACUCAAAAUAUGUCAAACUAUACAGUCCACUGGAAAAUUGCAGCUUUCUGGAAAUAAGGUUAAAAAGACUACUAGUUAAUACAUUUUUUUUAUUACCAAUACAUUUAAUUUGUUUUAAAGGUCUAUGACUUCACAUCUGAUGACUUACAAGAUUUAGGGGAAAUUGGUCGAGGUGGGUUUGGAACCGUGAACAAAAUGUUGCAUCGUAGUAGUGAUACAGUAAUGGCCGUUAAGGUAUUUUAUAGUUUCAUCUAAAAUCAAAUAUUAUAUUAAUAUUUCUAUGUAUAUAAUUUGUCAUUUGAUUAUAAAUUUUUUUUUUUUUUUAGAGGAUAAGGUCUACUGUUGAUGAAAAUGAACAAAAACAAUUAUUAAUGGACUUAGAUGUUGUGAUGAAAUCCAAUGAAUGUCCCUAUAUUGUACAAUUUUACGGAGCUCUUUUCAAAGAAGUAUUUUUAUUUUUUUAUUUUUUUUUUAAUGAAUAUUUAAAAAUAAUAAUAUUUUGUGUCUAGGGAGAUUGUUGGAUUUGUAUGGAACUCAUGGAUACAUCUUUGGAUAAAUUCUACAAGUACAUAUAUAAGAAGUUAGAUCAACGAAUACCAGAAAGUAUAUUAGGAAAAAUAACAGUAGCGGUAAAAAAUAUAAUAUGCCCAUUUUUUUUAUUAUAUUAAAUAAACAAUUAAACAUUUUUAAUUAUUUCAGACCGUAAAAGCACUAAAUUACCUUAAAGAAAAAUUGAAAAUCAUACAUAGAGACGUUAAGCCUAGCAACAUUUUACUGGAUUCUCGAGGCAAUAUUAAAUUAUGUGAUUUUGGUAUCUCUGGUCAAUUAGUCGAUUCUAUUGCUAAGACUAGAGAUGCUGGUUGUCGUCCUUAUAUGGCUGUAUGUUUUGACGAAUGUAUUUAUUUUCAAAGAAUAUGUGAUGUAAGUAAAUUAAAUUUUAGCCUGAGAGAAUUGAUCCAGUUCGUGGCCGUGGAGGUUAUGAUGUUCGGUCAGAUGUUUGGUCUUUGGGCAUCACACUUGUAGAAGUUGCCACUGGAAGGUUUCCGUAUCCUAGAUGGAGCUCUGUUUUUGAACAAUUGUGUCAAGUCGUUCAAGGAGAUCCUCCGCGUCUGCAAACGUCCAAUAAUUUUUCUCAACAUUUUGUGAAUUUCGUAAAUACUUGGUAAUUAAAUAAUAUUAUAAAUCUUGAACCUUGUCUCUCAUGUAUAUUUAAAUUGUUUUUUCUAGUUUAAUUAAAGAAGAAAAUCAGAGGCCCAAAUACAAUAAACUACUAGAACAUGUAUUUAUUAAACGUAGUGAUGCUGAAAGUGUAGAUGUAGCAUCUUAUAUUAGCGAAAUAAUGGCUGCAAUGGAAAAUGAUGGUGCGUUUAUGUCCACAAUGGAUGACCCGUGAAUUUUUUUCCGCUUUUGUACACACUUCAUAGGAACUUUAUAAAAUCUAAACGUUUUUUCAGUUUCAGUCAACUGAUUAAGUCAGUACUAAUGAAUUUGAUUUCAUAUUGCAUUGAGAAUUUAUUUUUCCAAUAGUAAUGAAAAGCUCCCAAUAUUAUUAAUUUAAUAGCUUAUGACUCUUAAAGUUUUUACUUGUCAUACAGAGUAAUUAACCAAAAAGUGACAUAUUUUUAUUAUUUAUUAUUUUAUUUUUAUUAUAUUAUUAUUGUUAUUAUUAAAUGAACUGAGUAACAUGUUAUAAUCUACAAAUAAUAAGACAACUAAUGUGAUUUUUAUUUUUCCCCUACAAAUUAUUUAUUGGCUUUAAAAUAUUGUGAAUUUUAUUAAUUUGUUUUUUGGAUUAACCGGUGGAAGGGUGUCAUUAAUAGCAUGCCAAAUAAGUUUAAAUGUAACUUACACACAUAUCUACUCCAAAAUGAAGAUAUAAGAAUAAUACAAAUAGGUUUAGAUUCAGAUGUAUAAAAUAGAAGUAAAAAUUCACAUAGCCCAAUCUUAAUCACUAAUUAAUAAAUCUUUAGAAAUAUUAUAGGUUAAAUUUUGGAAAUUUAAAAUAAAUGCUGCAAUAAGGAUAUUAUUUGUAUUGAACAUAAAUAGUUCAUUAUGAUAAAUUAAAUUGAUAUAUUAAAUUAUUCUAAUUUUUUAUAAAUUAAUUUGUAUGUGUAUUAUUUUUACAUAGUUUUGCUUUUAGUAAACUUGUAAUGGGUUGAACUUAAUUUUGAUACGAAUCAUAGUGCCUUUUCAGACACAUUUUAUAAAUGAGUUUUACCCCAAUUGGGCACAAAAUAAUAUUUAAACUACCAAAAUAAGUAAAUUAUAUUUCUAGUUUUAUACUCACUACUGUGAUAAUUCAUGUUACACUAAAUUUUCUCCUCGCGUGUUUUAAAAAAAAGUUAAAAAAAUGUUUAUUUUGUAUUGUAAUUGCUUUUUUUAAGCUGUACCAAUUUCAUAACUAUUAUAAUUAUUGUAGACCUUAAUUAUUGUAUUUUAUUCCAACUUUAUGUUUAAUUAUUAAUUGUAUGGUUACUGUUUAAGAACAUUGACUUGUACUCAAUUAAUGCUUAAUUAAUUUUAAAUAUUUUUUUAAUUAAAAUUUAUAAAAAUGGAAAACAAUUUGUUUAUUGGCUAUAUAUGUAAAAAAAAAAGACAAAGGACAUGUCAAUAUUAUUAAACAGUUAACAAUAAUACAAGUACAAUUCAUGCAAAUUUUAGUGUUAUAAAGUGUAGUCUUAUUUUAUUGAUUUCAUUAAGUUUAUUAUUAUACCUAUCACAAAACACAUAACUAGGUAAAUUAACUGUAGCCAUAAUUUAUUUUACAGAUAAUUUGUUGUUGAUUAAACUUAACAUAAUAGUUCAAACUGAUUCACUAGU